GGAAAAUUGUUUUGAAAAGAGGAAAGAAAAGAAGAAGAGAGAAAGAGGAGAGAGAAAGAGAGAAAGAGUGAAGUGAGAGAGAGAAGAUCAUCUGCCCAGGUCCCGUCGACUUGAUUCAGUCGGACGUCGACGACCAAGACGUUCGCCCGCAAUUCCAAUCGGACUUCACGGCGCUCACGGCCGCCCGUCUGACGCCGCUCUUGAUUUAUCUGCCCGUUUGGCUCUUUUGCGUUUUGACCUCAACUCUUAUCGCCUUAUUCUUCAUUUGUUCGCCGUUGUGUGUGUGGGGGGGAAAAAAAAAGUUACCGUGUCCAGUGAGUGUCCAGGGAGAUUUCGCCGAUUAUUUGCAUUUCCAGUUGUGUUGUCCGCCAAACGAAAAAUGCGCUAGUCGGCUGUUUCUACCGAAAAAAUAAAAAAGUUGAGCGGCUGUGUACACACACACACACGAGUGAGGGGCGAAGUUCUAGCCGACGGGCGGGGUGGUGAGCUUUGUGGGAGAGGAGGAGGAAUAUAUAUACAUAGUUUUUUCCGUUCGGGAGGAAGAAGAAGCCGUUCAGGAGGUUAUUCCCAGUCGGGAAGGAGAGAGGGGGACCCUUUUUUUUUGGGUUGAAAAUUCGCUCCCGUCUGCAGCUCUUCUUUGGGUUCCCUUGUGUGUGUGUGUGUGUGUGUGUGUGUGUGUGUCUGAGCUCGUGUGUUUGGCUCUUGUUGCUUGUGCUCUGAUGGCGGACAAAAGGACGCGAGUCUCCGUUCCAUGAUGCGCCGAAAAGCUCCGCUGGAUGAGUGCGACGGCAGCAGCGACGAGGGCCGCGAUGGAUCGCACCGGCUCCAGCGGCCGCCACCGCUCUCCUGUUGGCUCCCUUGUUGGUUCACUUGUUGGCUCCGAGUGCGGCAGCAGUUAGCCUUCUCUGCCGCCAUGCGCUGAUGUGGUCCCGCCGCCGUCGCCUUUGCUCAACGGUCGCCAGCGGCCCAUCUUCUUUAGCGCCAACGGUCAGCGCUCGCUACACCGACGGCUAUAAUGACCCACGAUCCGUGGCCGUCCUCAGGCCGUCCGAUUGCAAUUUUUCAAUCCAUUUUUGCGGUUCGACAAUUAAUGCGCCCGGUUUUUAAUUUGUGAUCAUCUCCCGCCAAUUUAUCCAGCGACAAAUCAGCUGAUUUAAACCAAAAAAAUUGGAUUAAGUGGGUGGGAAAUUCAACAAACUGAAAAUCACCGUGUUGAGUGUUUGUGUGUUUGUGUGUGUGUGAGUGUAAAGUGUGUGCGGCGCGUGUGGCGUGUCUUUUGUUUUUCUCCUUUUUUUCCUUUUGGUUUGAAACGGGCGUUGGCAGCGCCACCGCUAAAACAUUUUUUUGGGCGGCAAUUUCAAACUUGUUGAAAAGUGAAACGACGUCCGCUUUACUGUCCCGUUGGGCCUCCUCCGUCCGGCCAUUUGGUUUGUUCUGUCCGUCCGUGUCACAGCCGGCCCUGCUUUGCGCCCCGACAGCUGGAUGACACAGGAAGCGACAGACGAAGACGAGGACGACGACGACGGCGACGAAAAAGAAGUAGCCAAUUGGCCCGACGGUUAUACCCACCUCAAAAUGGAUUCAGUGUAAUCAGUGUCCAGCCUCCUGCGCUUCCAUCUACGCCGCUCCAAUCAGAGACGGCCCACACACACCCCCAUAUCUCCCCCUCUGUGCCAAAGAAAAUAAUUCAUCGGAGGCGGGCGAUUUAAAUUUUGAGAUACAACGACAAAAGUGUUUGUGGCUUCCCCCCUCCCUAACCCCGUCCGCCCCCCGUCCUCCUCCCCUAAAAAUCGUCCCAGGGCUCCCGCUGAGGACGAGGAUUUUGAGUCGGCAUCAAUAUGAUGUUCACCGGUUCACACGCGGCCAAGAAGCGGAGCAGCAGUAGCACCAGUCACAAGCAGAGGCAAUUCUUGUCGCAGGAUCGACAACAACAACAACAUCCGGGCGGCCCCAUCUCCGAGCGGACAACGGAUGGACGGAGCGUUGAUCGCACCCGCCUCAGCUGUCAGGAGUUGAAACUCCGCCCGACCGGCCGGCUCAAUGUCCAGGUGCGACACUUCCGCGAAGGCGAUGGUCCCGUGUUGGACGGCGACGACUUCAGUCUGGGCGGUGGCGGGAUCACGCGCCGUCGCGGAGCCAUCAAACAUCACAAAGUCCACGAGGUCAAGGGUCACAAAUUCGUUGCCAAAUUCUUCCGCCAGCCGACCUUUUGUGCCUUUUGUCGCGAUUUCCUGUGGGGAUUCGGCAAGCAGGGCUACCAGUGUCAGAUUUGCCAAUGUGCCGUGCACAAAAAGUGCCACGACAAGAUCCUGGGCAAAUGCCCUGGCUCCGGCAAGGAAUCCCAAAACACCAUCUACUUGCGCGAGAGAUUCAAAAUCGACGUCCCGCAUCGGUUCCGCGUUCACAAUUACAUGUCGCCCACCUUCUGCGACCAUUGCGGCUCGCUCCUCUAUGGCCUAUUCCGACAAGGACUAAAAUGUGAAGUCUGCAAUGUCAACUGCCACAAGAAAUGCGAGAGGCACAUGCCAAAUCUGUGCGGAGUCAACCAGAAACUCUUGGCCGAGGCUCUCUCUUCCGUCAAACGAGGGAGCAGCAAUAAAUCACCACCGACGUCGGUCAAGUCGGAAUCAUCGUCGACUUCCAAAAAGGCGACCAAGAUCUCGCAGUCGACGUCACGAGGAAGUGAGGAGACGACGUCGGGCGGGUCGACGUCUUCGGCCGACGAGGAGGAGUCGACCGAUUCGGAUAGCGAAGGGCGGACAGGCAAGCGGCCCGGAACGGCCGUUGUGGGGAGCAGCGGGAGCGGCAAUGCGACAUCCAGCGGAUCGCUUUCAUCGGUGCCAGCUCGCUGCGAGCCGCCCAUCAAGACCAAGCCGAAAUUUCGCAAGUACGGAUACGAUGACUUCCAACUGGUCAAAGUCCUGGGCAAGGGAAGCUUUGGCAAGGUGAUGCUGGCCGAGCUGAAAGGCACCGGCUCCUAUUUCGCCAUCAAAUGCCUGAAGAAAGACGUGGUGCUCGAAGACGACGAUGUCGAGUGCACCAUGAUUGAGCGGAAAGUCCUGGCGCUAGGCACUAAACAUCCUUAUCUGUGCCACCUGUUCUGCACUUUCCAAACAGAGUCCCACCUGUUCUUUGUGAUGGAGUAUUUGAACGGGGGCGACUUGAUGUUCCACAUUCAGCAGAGCGGACGAUUUGAACAGGACAGAGCCCGGUUUUACGCUGCCGAAAUCGUUUCCGGACUCAAAUUCCUGCACAAAAAAGGCAUUGUCUACCGAGACCUGAAACUGGACAACAUCCUCUUGGACUACGAAGGCCAUAUCCGCAUCGCCGAUUUCGGCAUGUGCAAACUGCAGAUCUACCUGGACCGAACGGCCGACACGUUUUGCGGCACGCCCGACUACAUGGCUCCCGAAAUCAUUAAAGGGCUCAAGUACAACCAGUGCGUGGAUUGGUGGUCCUUUGGCGUCCUACUCUACGAGAUGGUGGUUGGCCAGUCACCUUUUAACGGUUGCGACGAGGACGAGCUCUUCUGGUGCAUCUGCAACGAGCAGGCUUAUUACCCUCGCUUCUUAGCCAAGGAAACUAAAGCUGUUCUUGUCCUGUUACUCGAAAAGGAUCCUCAAAAAAGACUGGGAACGCCGGGUUGCUCAGCCGGCGACAUAAUCGACCAGCCAUUUUUCAAGAGUAUUAACUGGGACCGACUGGAUCGGAAAGAUAUCGAACCGCCCUUCAAACCCAAAGUGCGGCACAUCUUGGACGUCCAGUACUUUGACUCGGCUUUCACCAUCGAGAAACCCCAGUUGACCCCAGUCGACAAGGACAUCCUGGCUUCAAUGGACCAAACGCAGUUUCGAGGCUUUUCUUACACCAACCCCAACACCACCGACUGAAAACGAAAAGAAAUCCCCCUCAGAAACGUGAAGGACUCUAAUUAUUGCAAGUGAAAUCAAACGAAUCAAACACGCCAAAGAAAAACGCAUUGAAUGUUAAACACAUGAAUUUGUUGGUUAGAACAUCACUUUCAGCCUUUUAAGGAAUCAUUUUGACUUCUUGUAGUGCGUUGUCAACAUUGUGUGCAGUCAGAAAAAAAAGAACAUAAUCCAAACCAAAAAAAUAAGACCCAAAAAUAAUAUCCACAAUUUAGAAAACAAACAAAACACACACAAAAAAAAAAACUCAUCUGGUUUGCCUUAAUGAUUCGUGCUGCUGACAUUUUGUUUUCCAGCCAUUUGGAAAUUAGAUCCCAUUGAUACCGUUAAUUAUUGAUGACAUUUAAUUAUGUCUUACAUUUUAUUACAGUCCGCAUGUGUUAUUGUUUUGUAGUUGCAAUUUUUUUAUUUCGGAAAAAAACUGACGAAUUCUUCAUCCUUCAUUCACCAGUCCCGUUGCUGCUGCUCCCAGAGCCAUUAUAAAGUCUUUGAUGUACAGUUUUGUUUCCCUGGUUAUUGUCCCAUUGUUAUUUACUCUCCUCCCUAGAUUUUGUUUUGUUGUUGUUUUGGGAAAACGGUGGUUUAUUGGAACUUGUAAAGAGAUGACAUCGAACUUUAUCGAUGGCUUGGUGCUUACAGACACUUUCUUCGCUAUUAAAUUACGUUGUAUUGUAUUAUAAGCCACAACGCACGCAAAAAAGUGCUUGCUUCUAUAGAAGAACUUCCUGAUUUUUUUUAAAUUCAUUAUUUUUAAAAUCAUUAAUUGGCUAGAGAAAGAAGAAACAAAAAUCAAUUGACUUUUAUUUUUAAACGUCAAAGAAAAAGGCGAACACCAAACAUUAAAAGAAAUGUCAGGCACGAACCGAGUCAUGCAAGAGCGUUCGACGCCACAUGUGCAUCUUAUACAUACAAUUAAUUAAAUCUAUAUAUACACAUAAACACGCUCAUGCAAUAUUAAAAGUAUAUAUAGGCGUAUACAUAAAACAUUUGACAAACUGGUUUGGCUCGUGGGGAUUUGAUUGGAUUUGAUAUCACUGUCCUGCUCGCGAUUUCAAUUGCCUCGCAUGAUAUGGGCCUGCCUGCUAAAGUACCGUUUACACGGACGAAAGCAAAAAAAAAAAAAAAAAAAAAAAUAAGCAGUCUGGGCGUUAUUAUAUAAUUUGUCGAUAUUCUCUUUCAUUAUUUGUGUUUGUUCCCGUCCUCUUUUUCGGGGUCCCGCCUUUGGGAGUUUAUUUUGAAAAUAUGAAUGAUGGUGUGCAACGCCGAGCAAAAGCUGUGGAAUUUUUGGUUCUGUUUUUUUUUCUGAAUUUAUUGUUUGAUUAUUAUUAUUUUAUUUUUAAAAUCAUAUCUUUUGAAGUUGUUUGGGGUAUCAUUUUAUAAAUAUAAAUACAACGCACCCGUUUGUACUUAUUGGCGGAGCCUUCUAAUCGACUCCUGAAGAAUUUGCUUUCCUUUCAUUUGCCUCUUCCUUUGUCUUCCUUCCCAUCUCUCUCUUCUCUCUCUCUCUAACUCUACUGUCGUUAUUCAGUGUAUAAGGAAUACACCGGUCUCUUGUAUACAA
Molecule: messenger RNA, 5490 nt
Organism: Daphnia pulicaria
Lineage: Eukaryota; Metazoa; Arthropoda; Branchiopoda; Diplostraca; Daphniidae
Gene: Pkcdelta
Product: putative protein kinase C delta type homolog
Exons: 14
Coding region: 1839-3890 (683 amino acids)
Biological process (GO): peptidyl-serine phosphorylation; intracellular signal transduction
Molecular function (GO): diacylglycerol-dependent serine/threonine kinase activity; ATP binding
Source: RefSeq, a predicted model, not a curated record